Acaulospora morrowiae is the source of this 1005-nucleotide messenger RNA. NCBI's taxonomy places the organism in Eukaryota, Fungi, Glomeromycota, Glomeromycetes, Diversisporales, Acaulosporaceae. The record is from the annotation of a GenBank genome assembly.
UUAUUCCAGUUUCUCAACAACAAACUGAAUAUCAGUUUUUAUUAGAAAAACAGAAAAACGAAUUUCAAAAUGCAUUAGCUCAACAAAAAACUGAAUAUCAAUCCUUAUUGGAAAAACAGAAAGCCGAAUUUCAAGCACAAAUGAUCCAGCAACCAGUUGCUCAAAAAGAACAGAUACCACUUCCACAAAUCAUUAGACAACCAAAAGGACCACCAUCUUCAUUGAAUACAGAAGAAGGUAUAAAAAACCAUUAUUUAACCAAAUAUUUAAAUGAUUUGGGUAUAUUUAGUAAGGAAAGUUUUGAUUCAAAUUAUCCUAUAAAGCCUUUUCAAAGACCUCACGCACAGCAAAGUAAUGUUUCUACUAGAAUUGAUAUAGUAGAGGAUGGAAUAAAUGAGACUCGUAAUGCUGUAAAUCAGUUAACCAAAGAAUUUCAGAAACUAAAUAUACCUAAAGACAAUACUGCAAAAUCUAACCUAAAACGGUCUUAUUUUACUCCUCUUAAGCCUAUAUAUCCUCAAAAGAAGGAGUUGAUAAUAAGAGUGGAUAUGAUGAAGAAAACGAUAUAUGAAAAUAAGCGUCCUGAAACAUAUGAUGAGCUAUUACCAAAGCUUUCACCAGCAAUGCGCAAAAUGUGUUUAUCUCGAAGGGAUUGGGGGAAUGAAUCGAAAAAAUCAGAUGAAUGGUUUUCAUCCUUACAGUACUUGCAUUGUAAUAUAAAUGAUUUAUCAAUUUCUGAAUCUUUUUUAGAUCCAGGAAGUGAGUUUGGAUCUUUGAAUGAUUCGACAAUUAAUGCCCUGGGGUGGGAAGCUGACAACUUAUCUAACUUCAAUAUAAAAGGUAGCUCUAAACAUAUCACUGAAUCACUGGGAUGGUUUACGGAUGUGCCAGUCAGUAUAAAAGAUAAGAAUGGUAAAACCGUCACAGCUACCGGAAAAUUUACUCGUAUUGAUAAUGGUGAACCCGAACCAAUGUUAUGUUUAACAUGGAUUCGAAAAGUUCAAG